Molecule: messenger RNA, 1763 nt
Organism: Toxorhynchites rutilus septentrionalis
Lineage: Eukaryota; Metazoa; Arthropoda; Insecta; Diptera; Culicidae
Product: dnaJ homolog subfamily C member 21
Exons: 2
Coding region: 112-1740 (542 amino acids)
Cellular component (GO): cytoplasm
Molecular function (GO): nucleic acid binding; zinc ion binding
Source: RefSeq, a predicted model, not a curated record
AUAACAUUGAACACACUUUCUCUAAAUUUGAAGAUUUUCUUUCUCGGUGGUCUGCAGUGCGCGGAACAACUCCGGUUUGAAUCGCGAAUUCUUUUUGGGAAUCCACUCAAAAUGAAAUGUCACUACGAAGUACUUGGUGUGGAACGGUCCGCCGGAGAUGAAGAGAUCAAAAAAGCAUAUCGGAAGCUGGCACUUCGAUGGCAUCCGGAUAAAAAUCUAGACAACACGGAGAAGGCAAAUCAACAGUUUCUGCUGGUGCAAGCAGCGUACGAUGUGUUGUCUGAUAUCCAAGAGCGGGCUUGGUAUGAUAAUCAUCGGGAGCAGAUUCUCCGAGGUGGACAUACAAACUACGAGGACAAUUCAAUAGAUUUGUUCCAAUAUUUCACCGCGUCAUGUUACAAAGGAUUUGGCGACGAUCCAGGUGGAUUUUAUGCCGUUUAUGGUGAGGUGUUUAACACAAUUGCUUCGGAAGAGAUUGAAUUUCUGGAUCGCGAGGAGGAUUUCGAAACGAUUCCCAAAUUCGGAAAUUCAGCGAGCAAUUAUGAGACGGAUGUUCGGUUGUUCUACGGAUUCUGGGAAUGUUUUUUGACGAAGAAAAGUUAUGCUUGGUUGAAUCCGCAUAACAUCAGUGAAAUUCGUGAUAGGAGAAUUUUGAAGGUAAUCGAGAAGGAGAACAAAAAGAUCCAGCAGAAGGCGAGGAAAGAACGAAAUGAAGAAAUCCGAUCGUUGGUGAUGUUCGUGAAGAAGCGUGACAAACGAGUACAGGGUUACAAAAAGCUCUUGGAAGAGAGAGCCGAGCAGAAUAGGAUCAAAUCUCAGCAGAAUCGACUCGAGCAAAUACGACGGAAGCAGAAGGAAAUCGAAGAACAACAGAAAAACUCAUCUAAUAUAUUCAAUGAAGCUUACGAGGAGCAGUUAAGAAAACUGGAAGAAUCUUAUGCUGAUGCUUCCGAAAGUUCAGCUGAUGAGAAUGAAGAAGCGGCCGAAACGAUGCGAGAUGCAAUGAAUGGUUUAAUGAUCAGUCAGGACGAAAACGGAGAGGAACACUUCUAUGUAGAUGAUCUCUAUUGUGUAGCCUGUGAUAAAAUGUUUAACAAUAAGAAGACGUAUGAAAACCAUGAAUCUUCCAAGAAGCACAAACAAAAUGUUGAGUUGCUUAAGAAACAGAUGCGAAAGGAAGAGGAGGAUAGUGAACUGUUGGAUGAUCAACGAUCACAAACGGGCGAUGAUCCCAUAGAAAAAGAAAGCGAAGACGAAGAGGAAAUAGCAGUACAAAAAUCUAGCAAAGGAAAGAAUAAGAAAAAAGCUACUAAAAUGCGACUCCCUUCGGAAAAUGAGGAAAGUCAUGUUGAUUUUCUUUCUUCUGGUGUUCCAAAAAUAGUUGACAGCGAUGAUGAUUGGAGCGGUGCCAAAAAGACGAAGAAGGGGAAAGCUAAAGCGAAAGACAGCGGACAAAAUAAAACUAAAGAAAUAACUAACCCUAUUAAGGAUACUGCAUCCAAGGAAGAGUCGGGGUCUCAACUGGAAGUUGAAGUAGGCAAUAACGAUGAUGACGCGGAUAGAAACGGUACAACGGACCACAAAUGUGUUACAUGUAAUGAAAAGUUCACCUCCAAGAACAAGUUAUUCAACCAUUUGAAGCAAACGGGACACAGCGUUUAUAUUAACAAACAGAAGCCUCAGAAGGCCGAUAGUGAGAGAAGUAAAGGUGGGAAAAGCGGAAAUAAAAGAAACAAAUAAAUAAACCAACAAAUUCCUUUGAA